Messenger RNA from Rhipicephalus microplus (southern cattle tick), 6276 nucleotides. RefSeq lists its product as uncharacterized. The record is from RefSeq and is a predicted model, not a curated record. Lineage: Eukaryota; Metazoa; Arthropoda; Arachnida; Ixodida; Ixodidae.
GUCGCUCUGCGGGCGAGGUGGUACGCAGAGAGGAGUAGCGAUCGUUUGGACUGAUCUUCAGGGCGGUAUAUAAAAGUGAACGGGGCCCCAGGGAUCAGAGGCCAUCUUCUUGAAAAGUGCCACAACGGUUGGGACAAGGGGGGAAAAGCCAGCCACCACACUUCAGGAUGCAGGCCCUCUGCAUCGCCGUCAUCUUGGGCCUGGCCAACAAUGUCUUCGCGGGCUUUCUGCACGGUGGUGGCGCCGCCAUCCUCCAGCCUGCCGCCCCCACCGGAGUAGCCGUCGGAACAGCCUACCCGGCGAACCUGGCAUACAGGCCUGCCCGCGCUGCCCAGUUGGUGCAACAAGCAGCGCGCCCUGUCACAGUAGCGAGACCUGCCGUGUCUGUAGCCACUGCCCCGGCUGCAACUGUCACUUACCAGCAGCCGGCACAGGUCGCCUUCCGCGGCCUCUUGGGCGGCGCCGCACCGGCGGCCACUUUCCUCAGCCAUGCACCGGCUGUGACUCAGGUGCGACGGGCUUUCGUCCAGCAGGCUCCCGUAAGAGUCAACGUAGUGCAGCCGGUGUCCUACGCAGCGCAGGCUCCAUUCCCGGCCGUGGGUCAGACCUUGAUCGGACCGGCACCAGGAGGAGGCGUCCACGUGAAGCACAUUGUUCCCGCCACCACGGCGCAACAGCCAUUCAGACAGUACGUAGCUGCUGCUCCUGCCCCUGCAGCGGUUGUCCAGCAGGCGCCCGUACACGUCAAGCACAUCGUAUCGGCGCCUGCGCCCACAUUUGUGCAACAGGCACCUGUUGUGAGACAGGUCGCCGUCGCCGCACCAACGACAACGUUCGUCCAACAAACUCCCGUCCUUCGACAAGUAGCUGUGCCGGCUCCUGCUGUUGUGCACCAGCCUCCGGUGCACGUAAAACAAGUAUUCUCCGCUCCGGCUCCCGCAGCCUUCGUUCAAUCAGUCCCGCUCGCGAGACAGUUCGCCGUGCAGGCACCGACUCGGGCUUUGCUUCAGCAAGCGCCCGUGCACAUCAAGCAUAUCGUCCAAGCCCCUGCUCCAGCUGUCGUCCAACACGCCGCACCUGUCUUUAGUGCUCCUCGUGUGACCGUUGCGGCAGCUCAACAUCCGGCCUUCGGAUUCCGUCAGGUGACUGUCCCAGGUCCAGCAGUUUCCUACCGCACUGCUGCCGCAGCUGCUCCUGUAGCUACUUUCGGAGCGGGUCUCGGUUUCGGUCACACUAUCGCCGCAGCUCCGGCGCAAGUGCAUGUCAAGCAGCUCGUGUCUGCUCCAGUGGCUCCAGCAGCCACAACUUUCGUACAGCAAGCACCAGCCGUUAGCGUGCGGCAUUUGGCAGUGGCUGCACCAGCGGCACCUGCGUUUGCUCCUAGAGUAACAGUCGCCGCACCAGCGCCCACACUAGUCCAGCCGGCUCUUCCAGCAUUUGCGGCUCCUCGCGUAACCGUGACUGCGCAAGCGCCUGUUCACUAUAAGCAGUUCGUGUCCGCUCCCGCACCCACUGCGACCGUAGUUCAGCACGCUGCACCAGCGCUCUCCUAUCGCACCGCAGCGGUAGCAGCCCCAGUGGCCACAUUUGGAGCUGGUCUAGGUUUCGGUCACACACUCGCCGCUCCUGCAGUCGUUCAUCACGCCGCGCCAGCUCUUAGUGUUGCGGCUCCCACCCCGCCAGCUUUCCGUCCACUUGCCCUUCCCGCUCCCACUGUAUUGCAGCACGCCGCACCUGCUGUCGCUUACCGCUCCGCCGCUGUUGCCGCUCCUCUGGCAACAUUCGGAGCUGGCCUCGGAUUCGGUCACACACUUGCUGCUCCUGCUCUGGCCGCUCCGGCACCCGUGCAUGUUAGGCAGUUCCUGUCGGCCCAACAUCAAACUGUUGUCCAUCACGCAGCCUCUGCGUUCGCCACUCCUAGAUAUUCGGUAGCUGCUCCAGCACCCACUGUUCUUCAACAAGCUGCGCCAGUGUUCACUCCACCACGCGUUGCAGUAGCUGCCCCAGCACCGGCUGUUAUCCACCACGCAGCUCCCACUGUUGCCUACCGCAGUGCUGCCCUCGCUGCUCCUGUAGCGACCUUCGGAGCUGGUCUCGGCUUCGGCCACACUCUCGCCGCUCCAGCGCUCCCCGCUACAGCACCCGUGCAUGUUAAGCAAUUCGUCUCUGCUCCCGCACCAACAGUUGUUCACCACGCAGCUCCCGCGUACACUGCUCCUCGGUUCACAGUAGCGGCACCAGCUGCACCUGUAUUUGCCGUUCCGAGAGUUAGAGUCACCGCUCCCACCUCGGCGGUGGUCCAUCAUUCCGCUCCUGCUGUUGCUUACCGCAGUGCUGCGCUCGCCGCUCCCGUGGCGACCUUUGGAGCUGGUCUCGGCUUCGGCCACACCCUAGCUGCUCCGGCGUUCACAGCCCCCGCGCCCGUGCAUGUUAGGCAGUUCGUAUCUGCUCCCGUGCCAGCGGUUGUUCACCAUGCUGCACCUAGAUUCGCAGCCCCAGCCGCACCUGUAUUUGCAGCCCCGCGUGUAACGGUCACCGCACCAGCGCCAGCAGUUCUCCAUCACGCUGCUCCCGCCGUCGCCUACCGUACUGCGGCACUUGCCGCUCCAGUAGCCAUGUUUGGAGCGGGUCUCGGUUUCGGCCACACCCUCGCUGCUCCAGCGUUCGCAGCCCCAGCGCCCGUGCAUGUUAAGCAGUUCGUGUCAGCCCCUGCGCCAACAGUUGUUCAUCAUGCCACUCCCGCAUACGCAGCUCCUCGUUUCACAGUAGCGGCACCGGCUGCGCCUGUUUAUGCCACUGCGCGUGUUCCAGUCGCCGCGCCAGUCCCCACUGUGGUCCAUCACGCUGCCCCCGCUGUUGCUUACCGUACUGCUGCACAUACCGCUCCUGUAGCGACCUUCGGAGCGGGUCUCGGCUUCGGUCACACUCUUGCAGCUCCAGCGUUGAGAGCGCCCGCGCAAGUGAAUGUUAGGCAUUUCGUGUCUGCUCCCGCUCCAGCGGUUGUUCACCAUGCCACUCCCGCAUACACUGCUCCUCGUUUUACAGUAGCGGCACCGGCUGCGCCUGUAUUUGCCGCUCCACGUGUUACAGUCGCUGCACCAGCCCCCACUGUGGUUCAUCACGCAGCCCCAGCUGUUGCGUACCGUACAGCUGCACUUGCCACUCCAGUACCGACGCUCGGAGCGCGUCUCGGCUCCGGCCACACCCUCGCUGCACCAGCCUUCGUAGCCCCAGCGCCCGUGCAUGUUAAGCAGUUCGUGUCAGCCCCUGCGCCAAACACCCCUGCCGCGCCUGUAUUCACUGCCCCGCGCGUAACUGUCACCGCGCCAGCACCAGCAGUUGUCCAUCACGCCGCCCCCGCCGUCGCUUAUCGUACUGCGGCUCUUGCCGCUCCAGUAGCCAUGUUUGGCGCAGGUCUCGGCUUCGGCCACACCCUCGCUGCUCCGGCGUUCGCAGCCCCAGCACCCGUGCAGGUUAGACAGGUCGUGGCUGCUCCCGCUCCAGCGGUCGUUCACCAUGCUGCACCUACAUUUGCAGCCCCUGCCGCGCCUGUAUUCACUGCCCCGCGCGUAACUGUCACCGCGCCAGCACCAGCAGUUGUCCAUCACGCCGCCCCCGCCGUCGCUUAUCGUACUGCGGCUCUUGCUGCUCCAGUAGCCAUGUUUGGCGCAGGUCUCGGCUUCGGCCACACCCUCGCUGCUCCAGCGUUCGCAGCCCCAGCACCCGUGCAGGUUAGACAGGUCGUGGCUGCUCCCGCUCCAGCGGUCGUUCACCAUGCUGCACCUACAUUUGCAGCCCCUGCCGCGCCUGUAUUCACUGCCCCGCGCGUAACUGUCACCGCGCCAGCACCAGCAGUUGUCCAUCACGCCGCCCCCGCCGUCGCUUAUCGUACUGCGGCUCUUGCUGCUCCAGUAGCCAUGUUUGGCGCAGGUCUCGGCUUCGGCCACACCCUCGCUGCUCCGGCGUUCGCAGCCCCAGCACCCGUGCAGCACCAGCAGUUGUCCAUCACGCCGCCCCCGCCGUCGCUUAUCGCACUGCGUGCUCUUGAUGCUCCAGGAGCCCAUGUUGGCGCAGGGUCUCGGCUUCGGCCACACCUCGCGCUCCAGGCGUUUGCAGCACCAGCAACCGUGCAGUUAGACAGGUCGUGGAUGCCCCCGCUCCAGCGGUCGUUUCCCAUGCUGCACCUACAUUUGCAGCCCCUGCUGCCGCCUGAUUCAUGCCCCGAGCUUAACUGUCAACCGCCGCCAGCACCAGCAGUUGAAAUCACGCCGCCCCCGCCGCGCUUAUCGCUCGGCUUCGGUCACACCCUCGGCUGCUCCAGCGUUCGCAGCCCCAGCGCACGUGAGCCCUGCCAGCCUGUAUCACUGCCCGAGCGUACGGUCACGGCCAGCACAGCAGUUGUCCAUCACGCCGCCCCCGCCGUCCACAGGGUCUGUCAGUCACUUGUCCUGCUCCAGGCCACGGCUGUCGUCCAGCAGGCUCCACUCGUUAGGCAAAUUGUAGCAGCUCCUGCACGUGCAGUUGUACACCAUGCUCCCGCUGCACCUGUAUUCAGUGUGCCACAAGUCACUGUAGCCGCUCCCGCUCCGGCUGUUGUCCACCACGCCGCUCCCGCCGUCUCGUACCGUACCGCGGCUUUGGCAGCACCUUUGGCAACAUUCGGUGCGGGUCUCGGCUUUGGCCACACUCUGGCAGCGCCUGCCUUUGCAGCAUCACCUGCUUCCUUGCAUGUAAAACAGUUCUUGUCGGCUCCGGCACCAGCUGCCACUGUCGUUCGACAGGCACCUGUAUUCUCUGCGCCCCAGUUAACUGUUGCCGCGGCCCCAGCUGUCGUCCACCAAGCCACUCCAGCUGUGGUCCAGUCGGCGGCUCCCGCUGUAGCGUACCGUACGGCCGCCUUGUCCGCUCCACUAGCUACCUUCGGUGCAGGUCUCGGAUUCGGGAACAGAGCCGAUUCUGCCGCAGCUGUAGUCCACCACGCCUCCACCGUCACAGCUCCCGUGCCUCAGGUUGAGCACAUCGUAUCCGCUCCCGCUCCUUCCGUGUACGCUGCGCCGGCAGUAGCUCAAGCUCCAGCCAUUUCCGUAGCACAUGCUCCUGCUCCAGCUGUUGUGCAGGCCGCUCCCGUCGUCCACCACGUGAAACAGUUUGUGUCAGCGCCGGCAGUCGCUGCUACUGCUCGAGCAUUCGCAGCGGCGCCCACCCUAGUCCACGCCGCUCCGGCAGCUAACCUAGUCGCCUACCGCACUGCCGCCCUUGGCGCUCCGCUCGCCACCUACGGAGCGGGUAUCGGUUUGGGGCACACACUCGCCGCUCCCGCGGUACCUCACAUCAAGCACAUCAUCUCCGCUCCGGCUGCCGCACCUGCUGCAGUCGUUCACCAAGCUCCAGUGGUCCAGCAGUCGCACGCUGAAGCUCCAGCGACAUUUGUUCAGCAGACUCCCUUCGUACAGGCAGCGCCCAGUGUAGUUGCCUACCGCCAAGCCGCCCUCACGGCACCGUUGAACAUGUUCGGAGCUGGUCUCGGGUUCGGACACACUUUCGCUGCUCCCUCUACUGGCGCCGCCUUGUUUCACCAUGCCACUCCAGCCGUCCAUCACGUGAAGAACAUCAUCGCCGCUGCUCCGGCAUUCGCUCCAGCAGCGCCAGCCGUCGCCGUAGCCCACGCCCCGGCGCCGGCUGUAGUACAACAUGUUGCCGCCGCCGCUCCUCAGGUCGUCGCAUACAAGACGGCCGCCGUGUCGGCUCCAGUGGCCACUUUCGGAACCGGCCUAAGCUUCGGACACACCCUGGGAGCUCCCGCCUUCCUGCAAGCCCCUGCUUCUGUUCCUCACGUCAAGACCAUCGUUCAGCAUGCUCCGGCAGCCGCAGUCCAGCAGGCUGCGCCCGUGACCGUAGUCCAGGAGCAGCCCACACUGGUCCAUGACGCGGCUCCGGCCACUGUUGCCGUUCAUCACGCUGCCCCUGCUGCGGCUGUGGUGCAUCACGCCACUCCAGCUGCGGCUGUGGUGCAUCACGCCACUCCAGCUGCGGCCGUCGUCGACCCGCUAUCGCUUGAUCUCAGUUACAAGAAGCUAUUCGCUGCUGGUCUUGGUAUGGGUCAGACCAUCUCGUACGGCAACGGCCUGGAUGAGGAGCCCGGUUGGGAGACCAAGUACAUUGAGCUUCUUCGCAAGAGGAAGAAGUGAGCGGUGCCUUUUUUGCGCUGCUUCUUGAAGACUGAUAUAUUUGUUACGAGAUGACGUUGUUGAAAUAGAAAUAAAGUUGUACAGACCG